AGGGAUGUACAUCAUUUGAAAGGUGAAAGGGCAAAGUUUUUGGGAAGUUGACUCUGCACAGUCUUGCAUCGACGAUUUCUCGUAGGUGUUUACCUCCUCCCAAAAAACGAUCGGGAGUACCGAAGGGCUUAAAUCGUGAGAAGAGGACGCUGUGACACCAUGACGUGGCCAGGGCUGGUGCUGAUGCUGGCAGCGACACUGGCAAGGGGCGGCGCUGACGGCGUAAGAAGAAAAAUACUCGUAUUCGGCGGAAAUGGCUUCAUAGGUGCAGCGACAGUAGAGAAACUGAUACAGCAAGGCAGGAACGACGUGACGAUAGUGAACCGCGGGAACUGGUACUGGGACUCGGCUACCAGAGUGAAGCCUCACGUGCAACAGGUUGUGUGCGACAGACAGAAGGGAGUGCGCGCCUGCAAAGAGUUGAUGUCGCUGGUCAGGGAGCCCGGUGCGUGGUUCGACGCUGUCAUCGACUUUAGCUGCUACAGCGGGGCGCAGAUGAAACAAAGUUUAGAACUGUUAGGUAACAGGGCGGGGCUGUACGUGUACAUCAGUACUGACUCCGUGUACGAGGUCUGCACCAAGGAUCACACCGGACCCACUCUUGAGACGGACGACCAGCGCCCGACCGACACAGCCGAGCAGUUCCGACUCAACCGUUUGGACGACUACGGCAACAGGAAGCAUGAAGCGGAGGAGGUCCUGCGAGGGAGGGAGGGUCUCCCAUGGGUGUUCCUGCGCAUCCCUGACGUGGUGGGGUCACGUGACGGCACGCGGCGAUGGUGGCUGUACCAGCUGUGGCUCCGGCUACACGACAUCGUGCCCGUGCACUUACCUCAGAAAGUUGCCAAUCUCGAUAUCAGCCUUGUCCAAGUUGAGGACGUCGCCGCCGCUAUCUCGGAUAUUCUUGACGGAGGGGUCAAAGUUCACAACCAGGCCUUCAACUUGGCCUUCAAGGAGACCCUGACCUUGAGAAGGGUUCUGAGAGAUAUGGGGAGACAACUUGGAAUACUCAACGUUAACUUCAACCAGUACCCUGAGAGGGAAAUGUACCUGUACCCUACAGUGUGGAAAGGUCCCUUAUCCAUCACUAAGGCGGAGGAAUAUCUACAGUGGUCCCCCGUGAGCUGGGAAGAGGCGGUCAAGGUCAACUGCCGCUUCUACGAGUCGGUCAUGACCUCUGACCAGUACGUGGAAGAGAAGACGAAGUUGCUGCAAACGUUUUUCUCCACGUUCGCAAACGAUCUGACCAAAUCUCGCGCAAUAGCGGACAGGUUGAAAAAGGCUUACGGGAUAAAAUUGGAAGACUUUGUGCCGUGGUUCAUCAUCAAAAAUGAGCUUUGAAGAGACCAAGAAGUUAUAGACUGGACAUUCUCCUACGCAGAGACAUCCAACGGCGCUAGCAAACCGCCGCUUGUCUGUACUCUGCUAUCUCAACCUAGCCUGAUUUAAUUGCGCUUCUUAGGCCCGUCCUAUGUUGCCGCGGAGUCUACAGAGCUCCGGAUAGCGGAGUUACAUGCAAGUUGUUUUAAACCAUUAAAGGGGCAUUCCACUCCA
Molecule: messenger RNA, 1554 nt
Organism: Branchiostoma floridae (Florida lancelet)
Lineage: Eukaryota; Metazoa; Chordata; Leptocardii; Amphioxiformes; Branchiostomatidae
Exons: 6
Coding region: 160-1341 (393 amino acids)
Biological process (GO): beta-D-galactose catabolic process via UDP-galactose, Leloir pathway
Cellular component (GO): cytosol
Molecular function (GO): UDP-glucose 4-epimerase activity
Source: RefSeq, a predicted model, not a curated record